Molecule: messenger RNA, 699 nt
Organism: Thamnophis sirtalis
Lineage: Eukaryota; Metazoa; Chordata; Lepidosauria; Squamata; Natricidae
Source: RefSeq, a predicted model, not a curated record
AUGACGGUCAAGUGCCACUUCUGUUUAAUGGACAAAUGUCCAGAAAAGCUUUGUUUUCUAAAAGAAAAGAGUGUCCUUCUUCUCCAGGUGGACUUGCUCCAACCCAAGAUCAUCCAUGGAAUAAAGACCCAAGGAGCUCGGCAGAAAUUCUCCAACUAUUACAUCUCCCAGUUUGUCAUCUUCUAUAGCCUGGAUGGAGAGAAUUGGAAGAGCUAUAAAGGCAAUUCCACCAGUUCCCAAAUGGUAAUUAUUUUUCCCCAGGUUUUCCAGGGAAAUCGGGAUUAUUUGCAGCCCGUGAUGAACUUUCUGGAUGUCCCAUUCUUUGCCAAAUAUUUGAGGAUACACCCACUCAAGUGGAACAAAUAUAUUGCCCUGAGGAUGGAAGUCUUGGGCUGUGACACGGAGCAGAUGGACUACUAAGUCCAGAUGACACCAUCUUUGGCUUUUGCUGCAAACACUCAAACAAGGAGGGUCCUUCCCUGCCCGGCCCACCACAAUAUUGUACAUUUAUCAUCGUAAAAUAAACUCCUGUUACCCUUGUAUUUUUGCCAACGAUGUUUUGCUGCAUAAGGAACAACACGCAGGCUCUGCAGAAGGUUGCAAUAGGAUAGCGCUUAAUAAGUUUUGUUAAAAUUGCAUUUUGGAAUUAAGGAAUAGCAAUAUAGCAAUAGCACUUAGACUUGUGUAUACCACUUCACA